AUGCUGGAAUUAAUGCCUUCAUCUAUAGUGGAUGUCGGAUCAGCCCGACUGAAGAAAGCGGUUGACAAAGAACUGUUCAUUUCACGAUGUCGAAAUCGAUUAAAAGGGAAAAAGAACUUGAAGAAAUACCUUCCAGAGCGGUUCAGCUUCCUGUAUCAGUUUCUAUGGAACCAGAUGCCGUCCAACCUGUACGAGAACAUCAUCGGAAAGCUAAACAAAUCGCACCAGCAGUUCAAAACAAAGGUGAUCAGUUCGAUGGUACCGGACGAGGUGCUUUACAGCCCGGACAACUACAAGACGAGCCAAUUUAUGACCGCGAUUAUGUUUGUCGAUGUUUCCGGUUUUACCGAUCUUUCCGAGCUGUACAACAAUCCGGAAAACGGUGGAGCAUCCAAGCUGUCACAAGUCCUAAAUACCUACCUUGGUGGGAUCGUGCAUGAAAUAUUAGGCCAUGGCGGAGACAUUCUUAAAUUCUCCGGCGAUGCCAUCCUGGUGCUGUUCAAGGCAAACACUUCCGUAUCCUUACCCGAUGCGAUUCAUCGGGCGAUCGACACGGCAAUCAUUAUACAGCUAUCCUAUGGCCGCUACAAGACCGACGUCGGUGUUACGCUGCGGAUCAAGGUCGCAAUUUCGGCCGGUGAGGUGCACUUUUCGCUGGUGGGAGAUGAGACCUUUUCCCAUUACGUCGUUGCCGGAGAGCCUGUAUGGAAGGUGAAGCUGGCGGAACGGAUGGCACUGGCGGGUGACAUCAUUGUGACUUACUAUGCAUGGAGCUAUAUUCACGACAAUGAAUAUGUUUGGGUGUCGUGUGCGGACCGAAUGCAUCUUAAAAUUAAAGGUUUCACCAGCUAUUGGCGAUCGACGAAACGUUUAAAUUUUGUGGAUGCUUCCUACCGGGAAGAUCAGGAUGGCGAAUGCCCUUCGGAGCAAGAUGAAGCAAUCAAAAUUGAUAGUGAAAUGCUUGCCAUUCGUCCUCGUCUUAAACAUGUAACGCCACACGUUGUGUCAUCGUCAUUGCAAAAGUUCCUCAUCAAACCCGUUCUGCUUGCAGUCGAAAACAAUGAACCGCUUGAGCUGCUGACCGAAAUGCGACAAAUUGUGACGGUGUUUUUAAACAUCGUACUCAAACCCCGGGACGUCGUUCCAAUGAUCGAGGAAAUUAAUUCCAUUUUUACCACCGUUUGCAAGAUCGUCGAAGGCUAUGAAGGAAUCGUCAACAAACUUUCACUGUUCGACAAGGAUGUAAUGUUUCUAAUUAUCUUUGGACUGCGCGGGCUGAAGCAUGAAAUGGACAGUCAAAUCGCGUUGCACUGUGCGUGUGAAAUACAGGAGACGUACGCCAAAAAUCCUUCGAUCAUUUCUGCCUCGAUUGGGAUUACGACCGGCAUUGCGUACUGCGGCAUCGUGGGACAUACAGUGCGGCGUGAAUAUUCUGCAAUUGGAGUUCACGUCAACAAAGCGGCCCGUUUGAUGAUGGCUUAUCCGCACAAGGUGACGUGCGACAAGAGCACGUUUAUGAUGAGUAAACUGGACCCCGCUCAUUUCACGUUGCAAGAUGCAAUACAACUGAAGGGAUUGCACAACGUAGGACCUAUCUAUGAGUUCCGGGAAUUUAUUGCAGAACGCGAAUUGCUGAAACCGAUGGUAUACAACUAUCCAUUAGUCGAUCGGGAUCAAUUUGUUGAAAUCUUUCAAGAAAUGAUCGACGAUGGUAUGGUGAUUGCCCAACAAUGCACUCGGGCCGACUUCUCAAACGAUCAGUGGAUUCAAAAUUGCCUGUUAAUACGCGGCGAAGCGCAGAUGGGGAAAACUCGUCUAGUGAAUGAGUUUUUCUACAUUGCACUACGCAACAAACACAUAAGCUCGUUAUGCUUUUCGCUCAAUCUGAAGGAUUCGAAGGUAAGCGAAAGCGUUUUGCAAACUCGAACGAAUUACGAAUACUCUCUCUUUCUCUGCUAGAAACCAUACUCCGCGGCUAGCCUUUGCAUCACCCGACCGCUUGGAUUCACCGAAACAAUAACGACCGUUACGAGACAAAACCGCAUGAAGUUGUACCUACGAGAGCACAAAAUGGAACAACAUUUGUCGCUUUUGAACGAAAUUCUAGGUACGAAUUUCAGUGAAACGGAGGCAACGGUCAGUUUAAACCAAACAGAGAGAGAUUCUGCUAGAAAAGAAUUGUUCCGGUUUCUCUGUCAAAAGACUUUUCAAAACCUUUGGGUGCUGAUAAUCGACGAUGCUGAGUUCAUAGACGACGAAUCGUUCGAUCUGUUUGACGUCAUCUGGGAAAUGCCACAGAUCAUUACCGUGCUAACGGUGGGCUAUCAGAAGCGCCUGAGCCCGAUGCGUGUUCGCGUUCUCGACAGCCCCAAUGUGUGCCAGGUAAAGCUGCCGCCCAUAGAAACAUUGCUACACAAAGCAGUCGCUUGCCAAUUUCUGAACGUUAAUGCUAUUCCGCUGGAUCUGGAACGGCUGCUGCACACCAUCAGCAACGGGAAUCCGGGAUGGAUCAACACAUUUCUGCUAUGCUUACGCCAGAGCGGUACCCUGCGCGUGAAACGCACUGGCUACUGUGAAGCCCAAACCGAUGGCUAUGUAUUCUGCGAUGCGUCGUUCCUGCAGCGGGACAGCAUCAAAUCCAGCACCACACUGCGGCCAAGCCUUUCCGACUGGCGGCUGUUCGAAUCGUCGUUCGACGUUGGCGACCCUCUGCUCUAUCCGGUCGACCAGACACCUUCACUGUUCAACAAGAUCGUGGACGUGGCGUACCUGACGGAUACGGUCGACACGAAGGAUUACCACACCUCCCGCAAUCUGGAAGCGUUUCAUCUGAUGCUGUACGAUUCGCUGUCCGCAUUCGAGCAGCUGGUAUGCAAAUGUGCCGCCUUUUUGGGGCAGAAGUUUCUGCGCGCCUCGCUAAUGUACACGAUGGCAAUGGAGAGUGAAUGGGAUGUAGCAAUUGCAAUGAAGAAACUGUUUGACCUUCAAAUCCUGUCGUGCGCGAUCGGAGACUUCAGCGACGGUUUCCGGUUAGCGCAGAGGAAUGUUAAUAGCAGCUGGUUGGGGCGUGGUGAAUGCGCCUGCAUCGCCCUAGACGUAGAUCGAAGUUGCAAAGAUUUGCCGAAGUACGCGGUCUGUGGGUACUCUAAGUUCAAUUCGAGUGAGUUCCACAGCACGGUGUACAAUUUGGUAACAGUGGAGCAGAAAAAGCAAUACCACAGCAAUGCGCUGGAGUUCAUUGAAAGUGAAACUAAAAAAUGUAACUCGUGCGGAGCAGUGCCGUUCAAAAAUUUAAUGAGCUGUGAAGAAACGUACGAAGUGCAGGUUGGUUGUCAAAGAUCGGAUGAACCGGAUGCCAAUGAAAUGUUACUUCAGCACAGUGCUAGUCGUUUUUCGUUGUACUCCUCUCAACAAUCAAUGAUAUUCGAGUGCUUCAGACGGAGGCGGAGUUCAACACGACGUGGACCGGUGCUCAGCUAUGGGGCAUACAAUUUCAUCACCUGCAACUGUAACAUGAUUCUGUACAGUACGUUCAGUGAGAUAGUCCUCCAUAGCAAAGGUGCGGGAUUGCUGGAGAAAUGUGUUGAGGCCAAUAUCGAAUGGGCACGGAUAUGCAUUAAAUUAUCCAACAUUCCUAAAGCGAUCUCAAUUCUUGAGGAUGCCAGUAAACUGAUGACGCAAAUUGAUACUUCAGAAAACGUAGCUCUCGUUACCUACCUGAAGGGUCGACUCUACACGUUACAGGCGAAGGGAAAGUAUUGUUUGGAGCAGUUUGAGCGCGCUCUGGAAUUGUAUUAUCGUGCCUCACUUACAUUAGGCAUGAGUUUUCCACGUCAUCGAUCUUUGGUUCGGUUGAAGAGCAGAUAUUAUUUGUCGAAGGUGAAACAAUAUCUUGAUCCUGACUACAAGGAAAAGUCUUCCACCAGCAAAAGUCUUUACUAUAGCUUGAUCGUAUCGCAGAUCGCUAGCUGCUUCAAUGGGAUGCAUAAACUGUUCGUUAAGUUGCGCGAUUGGGAUCGUGCAACGUUAGCUGCAGUCUGGGGUUUGAACCAUGCCCUGCGCCACCGGAAGAGUAGUACAGUUUUGGUGAAGUCAUUUGCCAACUUUUUCCAUACAGCCUACCAUGUUGGAUUCUCGGAAAGCACUGCCUGGAUGCAGGAACGUUCAUUGCAGAUAGUGGCCGAAAACGUGCAUAGGAUUGAUGCGGACUAUCUGGAUGCGGUGGUCCGCUAUUAUACCGCUCUGUUUCUUUGCCAAACCAUUCGUUCGAAGAAAAUUCUAUCGAUCGAACUUGGCAAGGUUGUGCUGCACAUAAACGAUAGGCUGCAGUACCAAUCGUGCGAAUGGGACAUCAUUCCCAUUCUCUGCGAGGUGCUGCUCUCGAACCGGCGCAUCGGUGAAACGGUACAGACGCUUUGGACGCUGCAGAAGCUCAUCGUCCAUCAGCAGUACCGUACCGGACAGAUAUGGUAUUAUGCGAUCUGUCUCGACGUUCUGCUCGAUACGAGCUGUUGCAUCGAGUCGUACCGGCGGUGUGAGAAUUUUUACUUCAAAAACCGUGAAUCCUUCCGGGCGCAACGGAACGGCUUUGCCAGUGCGCGAUUGUUUGCCAACCUGUGGCUUUGGUGCGUCCGGUACGGUGCGUGGGUAGCGGCCGACAACUGGUUGGUGCUGUUGCGUGAAAAUUUCGUGCUCGGUGUGCACGAUUCCACGAUCAACAUUAACACGGCGAUCCGCAUCGUGGAGGGUAUGGUGCUGACGCUGAUCAACCACAUAGAGGCGCGCAAUACGGCCCAGAUACGGCGGGUACGAGCCAGCAUCGAGACGCUGCUGGGCAGCGUGAAACAGGCGCUAUCCAUCAACCGGAAUCACGUGGCUCGUUUCGAGCUGAUGCGCAUCUACUACCGGCAAGUGGUGGACCCGGAUGGUGGUAACGUUCGCCGACGGUUGGGCGCGGCCGCCAAACGGGCCCAGCGCAGGAACGAUCAUCUCUGCCACGAUCAUAUCCAGCACACGGCCAAGUUUUGGCACCGGGAGUUACCGCCGGCGCUGGAAACCUUCUGGCUGGAUCACGCUGCCGGAAGUGAUCGUAUCGACGGGGCGAGCCGAAGCCAGAGCUUUGCUGCCGGCACACUGUUUGACAACAGCAACGAGCAGCUGUACGAUUAUGGGAGCUGUAUAAUGAAUCACGAACGAAUCUACCCUUUUUCAAUGCCAUUGCCAAGAGCUCGGUUCCGAUGAAUGAAUAUGCAAUCGGGUUGUCCGGAAGAUGUCAUGCC
Molecule: messenger RNA, 5279 nt
Organism: Anopheles marshallii
Lineage: Eukaryota; Metazoa; Arthropoda; Insecta; Diptera; Culicidae
Product: adenylate cyclase type 10-like
Biological process (GO): cyclic nucleotide biosynthetic process; intracellular signal transduction
Cellular component (GO): cytoplasm
Molecular function (GO): adenylate cyclase activity
Source: RefSeq, a predicted model, not a curated record